Papaver somniferum (opium poppy) is the source of this 987-nucleotide messenger RNA. Its product is annotated as cold-regulated 413 plasma membrane protein 2-like. The transcript is spliced from 4 exons. Gene Ontology annotation, cellular component: membrane. The record is from RefSeq and is a predicted model, not a curated record. The coding region runs from base 142 to 756 and encodes 204 amino acids. Lineage: Eukaryota; Viridiplantae; Streptophyta; Magnoliopsida; Ranunculales; Papaveraceae.
CAUUUUAAUAUCAACGUUAACUCCUCAUUAUCCAAAUCCAGUACGUCUCUCUAUAUAUACUCAAAGUAGUAAUAAUAGUGCCGUAUCAUCUUCUCUCUAAAUAUCUCUUCCGUCUCAUUUAUUCAUUGACCUGAAAAUAAUAUGGCGAGAACAGGUUUUAUAGCCAUGAAAACUGAUGAACAACCCACUGGAUUAAUCACUUCUGAUCUCCAGGAUCUCAAAUUAGCUGCUAAGAAAUUUGCUAAUGAUGUGAUCAAGCUUGGUGGGAUCGGAAUCGGAGCUACCUUCUUCCAAUGGGUAGCUUGUGUCGCUGCUAUCUAUUUGUUGGUCUUGGAACGAACAAACUGGAAGACAGAUAUGUUGACUCAACUUUUGAUCCCUUAUAUCUACUUCAGUCUUCCUGACAUAAUUUUCAACACAUUAAGAGGAGAUGUAGGAAAAUGGAUUGCAUUCGUUGCAGUCGUGGUGCGACUCUUUUUCCCAAAGCACUUCCCAGAAUGGUUGGAAAUGCCUACAGCAUUGAUUCUUCUGUUGGUGGUGACUCCUCAUUUGUUUGCUCACAGCCUAAGGGUUCACUGGGGUUGGAUUGGUGUUGCAAUUUGUCUAGGUAUCGCAUGUUACUUGCUACAAGAACACAUCCGAAAAUCAGGAGGUUUCAGAAACUCCUUUACUCAAAGCAAGGGUGUUUCAAAUACAGUUGGAAUCCUUCUUUUGAUGGUUUACCCAGUCUGGUCACUUCUACUAUGGAUCCUCUAGAGUUGAUCGACCUUCUUUUUAAUCUUCAAAAGCAGUGCAUUAAUUUAUCUUUCCUUCUGUUCGAGUGUGUGCCGUUGUGUGUAUUUAUUGUACUUGUAAACCUGCAAAUGAGUGAUGAAUUUGAUUUACUUGAAUGCACCGUGUAUCCGUAAUGUUGUUUCCUUGGAUAGCCAUGUAAUUGUACCAUGUAUUCCGUGGAUGGAAAUAGAAAAUAUUCUUUCAUUCCCUUUC